Molecule: messenger RNA, 1323 nt
Organism: Tripterygium wilfordii
Lineage: Eukaryota; Viridiplantae; Streptophyta; Magnoliopsida; Celastrales; Celastraceae
Exons: 1
Coding region: 669-1145 (158 amino acids)
Source: RefSeq, a predicted model, not a curated record
AAUUUAAACCAUUGAUGUUACUGCUGGAACGGACAGAUCAGAUAGCAAAUAUGGCACAAGUACAAGUAGAGAACCAAAUCCACGGUGCACAAUGGUCAACCAUGAAGUUGGGUGGCCCUAAUGGCUUCAGGCUCAAUGUUUCACUGUUACAAAUUGUCUACGUCUGGUCACAGUCCACUAGAAAUCUAAAUGAUGUUAACAUGCUUUCUGAUAUGUCCCAUUGUAAGUAUUAGUAACUCAAUGAGCCUACUCAGUAACAACUAAAAAAGUGAUACAUUGGAUCAAUUCAAACAUAAUUAACAAUAAUGCACUCUGCAUAGCUCUUAGCAUUAUAAAAGCUAUCUAAUUACUUUCUAUCCACCUUUUACAGCCUAGCCAAUCUGCUUUAGCCCGCGAAAAACCCUUGUUAGUUCCCUAAAGCUUUAGAGUUCAAAAAGGCAUGACUUACUUGCGGCGAAAACAAGUCCAAUAUACACACCAACAAAAACCAACAUAUGGGGUCCACACUCCAGAGGGUGCUAUGGUCCUAUUGUAAUAUUUGAAGCAAAGUGGGGUCUUCAUCCACUUUCUAUAUAUAUAAGGAAUUUAUUCUCUAACAAUCCUCGCUUCACAUACCAACCCUUGUAUCCUUCUCUUGUUUCACUAACAAAUGAGCGAUAAGCAGAACCAUGGGAAACUGCCUAGUCGUUGAAGAUAAGGUAAUCCGGGUAAUGAAGCCAGACGGGAAAAUUCUUGAGUAUAGAGCACCCAUCAAUGUAAACCAAGUGACCUCAGAAUUCUCCGGCCAUGCAAUAUCUGAUUCGCUUCAGGUCAUCCAUCAUCAUCUUCUGCCUGAAACCAAACUGCUUGGGGGUCACUUGUACUACCUAGAACCUCUUCCAUCCUCACCCCCAGAAAUUAGAAAGAAGAAAAAAGUGAGAUUUUCUAAUCCAGAAACAGAAGAAUCUGGUGUAGUAAGGAUUAAGAUAAUUAUCAGCAAGCAAGAACUACAUGAGAUUCUGCAAAAGGAAGGAGUUUCUGCUGAUGAUAUGCUCUCUCAUCUUCAAUUUCCAGAGAAAGUAAGUAAGGUCGAUAGAUCAAGUGAAGAAGAAGAAAACAGCAACAGAUGGAAGCCUGCCCUAGAAAGCAUAGCCGAAGUAAACUAGUACAGUGCAUCCAGUUUAGUUAGACUUUUUCUUUUCUCUGUUUUUAUCACAUAUACAUACAAUACUAUAGUAAGAGAAUAACAAUAAUUUGACGCUUGUUUUCUCAGAAGAAAGGCUUAAAAUGUGAUGUCUAUACUGUAUUUGGAUCGUAAAAAAGAUCUGUGGAGUUACCCUAUUA